AUGAUAACUGAUAACUAUGAUAGCAAUGCUGAACUAGACUACAUGAAGACCAAAUUAUGCCCAGCCUCCAUAAACUCAGGCAAAGAACAAGGUGGGGCUGCCAGCCCCUGGCGCGGACAACGGAGCUCCGCCCGCUGGGUCGCCGUGUCACCCGGGGCGCGUCCUCGGCCGCCUUUCCGCUCCCUCCCGGGGCUCUUCCUGCCACGCGCUGGCCACGCCCCUCGCAACAUUCUGCUGGUCUUGGCGGCGCGGCUGUGUGCACGGCACCUCCCUCUGGCGUGGUUCUGCAGGCGAGCCUCGCAGGGCCAAGGCCGGCACUACCGCGCCGCACUCUGUGCCGAGUUGAAGCAUCCCCUGAUCAUUGAAGAGGUGGCUUCCCGCCCUGUCGGGCCACACGAGGUCAGAGUUGAUGUUCAUUUCUGUGGUGUUAACUUUGCUGAUAUUCUGGUCUGUCGUGGUCAGUAUCAGGAAAAACCUACUCUUCCCUUUAUACCUGGAAUGGAGUUUUCUGGGACUGUCCUGGAGACAGGAACAGAUGUCAGCACUGUGAAAAAGGGAGAUCGAGUUAUUGGAGUGAGUAACUUGAAUGCUAUGGCUGAAGAGUGCAUCACUGACCAGAAGACCCUGUGGCGCAUUCCAGAAAACGUCUCUCUACAAGAUGCUGCAGUCCUACCUGUAUCUUAUGGCACAGCUAUUUUGGCUGUGGAGCAUCGGGCCCGCACCCAGCCUGGAGAAACUGUUCUAGUGACAGCCGCCGCUGGAGCCACAGGCCUUGCCGUGAUAGAUGUGGCGACAAAUGUUCUCCAGGCCAAGGUCAUAGCUGCAGCUGGAAGCGACGAGAAGUGCAAGCUGGCAGUGCAGAGGGGUGCCCAGUCCAGCGUGAACUACAGCCAGGGCAGCCUCAAGGAAGCAGUGAAGAAGCUGGUGGGCAGCAGUGGGGUGAAUGUGGCCAUUGACAUGGUGGGAGGAGACGUCUUCUUGGAGUCUGUCCGAAGCCUGGCUUGGGAAGGCAGGAUUGUGGUGUUGGGAUUCGCUGGAGGAAAUAUCGCAUCUCUGCCCAGCAACUUGUUGCUCCUGAAGAACAUCUCUGCCAUGGGCCUGUACUGGGGUCGCUACCAACAUCAGGACUUUGCAUUGUUUUCCAAGAGCUUGUCCUCAGCUCUGCAGUACUGCCAGCAAGGGCUCAUCCACCCACACACUGGUGCUGUGUUCAAACUGGAGAAGAUCAAUGACGCCUUCCUCCAUGUGAUUCAGCGCAAAUCCACGGGCAAGGUGCUCCUCUCCCUUAAGUAAAUCCUCACCUGGGCAGCAGACUCCUGGAUCUGGUCUCCCUCCUGUCUUCCUUACUGACCCAGGUGCCGCAUCGCAUCUUGGUGUCAGUUCCUUGGUUCUGCUUUCUUGCUGCUCAUAAUCAGUGUGAUGGAAAGAUUCUUGCCCCACCUCUGCUCUUUCUGAGAAGGUACAGUUAGGAGAAAUGUCUUAGGCAAGCCAGGAUGUGCGUUCAUUGACUUCAGAGUGUUUCAACUGCCAAGACUGUUGUCCUCGACCCCAGAGCCGUCCCCAUGCCUCCACACCUCCUCUUCUUCUUCUUUUUUUUUUUUUUUAACGAGACAGGGUUUCUCUGUAUUGUUUCGGAGGCUAUCGGUCCAGCCCGGCCUAGAACUCACAGAGAUCCGCCUGCCUCUGCCUCCCGAGUGCUGGGAUUAAAGGCGUGCGCCACCACCGCCCGGCCACACCUCCUCUUCUAUCCUGAUUAUUUCUCGCCUGUUAUUCCCAGUGGUCUUCUAACUGGCUUUUCCUUUGGCUGAACUCUCCCAUUCCCUUCAUCCACUUACACAUCGUUGCCAUGGUGUCUCCUCGAAUCAGCUCCGAUUAUGUCUUGUCUUAGUGUCUCAGCUUUUUCUGCACUGCAGAGCUCAGACCCUUCUUGCUCUUUCUAGCACUUCCUACAAUCCCCCAGUCACUAAGCAUUCCUCUGCCGAUCUCCCCUCCCUGUGCUCUCUGUUCCUGUGGCUUUCUUUUUAUUUUAUUUUAUUUUCCAGUUUAAAUUUAGAUAAGAAACAAGGUUGCUUCACAAGUCAGUUCCAGGUCCCUCUCCCUUUCCCUCCCCUCCUCCUGUGCCCU
Messenger RNA from Mesocricetus auratus (golden hamster), 2124 nucleotides. Its product is annotated as quinone oxidoreductase-like protein 2. The record is from RefSeq and is a predicted model, not a curated record. Bases 1 to 1293 code for a protein of 430 amino acids. Gene Ontology annotation, cellular component: mitochondrion. NCBI's taxonomy places the organism in Eukaryota, Metazoa, Chordata, Mammalia, Rodentia, Cricetidae. The transcript has 11 exons. Gene Ontology annotation, molecular function: oxidoreductase activity.